GCUUGGGCAUACAAGUCGUGAGGGAUAUUGACGAUGAUAACGGCGAGACGUGCGCACGACCGUUAGUGGCCAUUGUUAUGGGCCUAGGCAAAUUGGUUCAACUCCGCUACCCACCGGGGUCCGGCCGGACAAACAGGUGGAUUCAGUAUAGCGCUUUUCUCAGAAGGGAUAUCUACACGUUCAUUUAG
Molecule: messenger RNA, 188 nt
Organism: Acaulospora colombiana
Lineage: Eukaryota; Fungi; Glomeromycota; Glomeromycetes; Diversisporales; Acaulosporaceae
Source: the annotation of a GenBank genome assembly